Messenger RNA from Ceratitis capitata (Mediterranean fruit fly), 1453 nucleotides. It is a transcript of the gene Sec13, whose product is annotated as protein SEC13 homolog. The coding region runs from base 102 to 1052 and encodes 316 amino acids. Gene Ontology annotation, cellular component: nuclear pore outer ring; COPII vesicle coat. Lineage: Eukaryota; Metazoa; Arthropoda; Insecta; Diptera; Tephritidae. Gene Ontology annotation, molecular function: protein binding; structural molecule activity. Gene Ontology annotation, biological process: protein import into nucleus; COPII-coated vesicle budding; positive regulation of TOR signaling. The record is from RefSeq and is a predicted model, not a curated record. The transcript has 2 exons.
ACGUCAAACGAAACGCGAAUAAGUUCAGAUACCGCCUUCCGCGAUAAAAAGAAAAUAAUUCUGUCUUUAUUUAAUAUAUUCCUUCAAUUAAUUAAAUAAAAAUGGUUAGUUUAAUUAACACCGUUGAUACCGGUCACGAGGAUAUGAUACACAAUGCUGUGCUGGACUACUAUGGGCUGCAUUUAGCAACUUGUUCCUCAGAUGGGUCUGUGAGAGUUUUUGACGUGAAGAACGGCAAUCAGAUUUUGGUAGCAGAUCUCAAGGGUCAUCAAGGGCCAGUGUGGCAAGUAGCUUGGGCUCAUCCCAAGUUUGGAAAUUUAUUAGCUUCCUGCUCAUACGAUCGCAAGGUUAUCGUAUGGAAAGAGGGCGCUUCGAAUGAGUGGACUAAAUUCUAUGAAUAUAACAAUCACGAUUCAUCUGUUAAUUCUGUUGCCUUCGCGCCUGCUGAAUACGGACUCAUACUCGCUUGUGGCAGUUCGGAUGGAUCAAUAUCCAUAUUAACCUGCAACAUAGAAUAUGGCGUUUGGGAUAGCAAAAAAAUUUCAAAUGCACAUACAAUUGGCUGCAAUGCUAUUUCUUGGUGUUCUUCUACAGUACCGGAGCCAGCAUUCGAUCAACGUGCUUCAGCACGUAACACUGCCGUGAAGCGUCUAGCCAGUGCUGGUUGCGAUAAUUGUGUAAAAAUUUGGCGUGAAGACGCCGAUCGUUGGGUGGAAGAGAAUCGCCUUGAAGGUCAUUCGGACUGGGUACGUGACGUGGCAUGGGCGCCAUCAAUCGGAUUAGCUCGUUCCCAAAUCGCGUCUGCUUCACAAGAUCGUCAUGUGAUCAUCUGGAAUAGCACAGAUCUAACUACUUGGUCCUCGACAAUUUUGCAUACAUUUGAUGAUGUCGUUUGGAGUGUUAGUUGGUCGAUGACUGGAAAUAUUCUGGCUGUGACUGGUGGCGACAACAAGGUCACAUUGUGGAAGGAGAAUAAUGAAAAUCAAUGGAUGUGUAUUAACGAUGAUGCAGCAUCUACAAUAUCGCAACAAAAUGAACAGCGAACACUGUAAAAAUUUUGAAAUUAAAUGGAAGAGUCUAUGACAAUAAAAAUAUAAGAUUACGAAAUUAAAAAAACUCCAAAAGCAAAUAAAAGCACAUACAUAAUUGCUAAAAGCAAGCCAAGAUAAUUUUAAUAUUAAUUUUUUAAUUCACGAUCUUAAAUAUUCAGUUGCUUCGUAUUGUCAUAGACUUCGCCUAAAAUUUGAGUUCUAUAAUUUCGACUUUAGUGAUAAGAAAUUAAGUUUUGUGCAUAGUACUGUUGUAUUAAUAUUUGUGCUUUUCUUUCCGCAUGUACACAUACUCCGAUAGCAUACAUUCUGUAUACAUAUGUUUAUUUUAUACUUGCUAAGUUACUGUAAAGGAUUGUAACUAAUAUUAUCGUACAGAAUAAAAUUCCAAUUAAAUAUUCAAA